Guyanagaster necrorhizus is the source of this 450-nucleotide messenger RNA. RefSeq lists its product as uncharacterized. NCBI's taxonomy places the organism in Eukaryota, Fungi, Basidiomycota, Agaricomycetes, Agaricales, Physalacriaceae. The record is from RefSeq and is a predicted model, not a curated record. The transcript has a single exon. The annotation marks the transcript as partial.
AACAAGGAUGUAUCGCGACCGAUCCGUAGAUUUCUCUGGAAAGCUUUACAGAAGAUUCUGAAGAUAGGAACAUUCGGGGAGAAACUGGGGCCCCAGUGUGCGAUGCGAGGUGAAUGUCCGCACUGCAAGGUGGCUGAAACUAUGAUGCAUAUAUUGAUAGACUGCCAAAUCAAAGGAUGUGCUACCUUAUGGAGUCUAACCCAAGAAUUGUGGGAGAAAACCGGGAAAGAGUGGGUUCGUCCUUCAUACGGCAUAGCUCUAGGAGCGACUCUAGUCCAAAUUAAAAUGCCAGAAGUAUGUGUUGACAGAGGUGCGACAAGACUAUACAGGAUUCUGAUGACGGAGGCUGUGCGUUUCAUCUGGAAAAUACGAUGCCGAAGGUGCAUGCAGAGAGGAGACGAUGACCCUGCAAAUCGCACACGAGAGAGCAAGCUAGAACGCACGGAUUGA